UUGAGAAAGACAGACUAACAGUCCUUUCUCAAUACUACUGUUCCUAUUGCUUCCUGUCUCUCUUCAUGCUGCCCUGUCAAAUUAACCCUUGUGUGGUGUUCAUAUUUUUGUUACUCAGCCAGUGUUCGUGGGUCUGGUGGACACGUUGCAGUUUUGGGUUUUUAGUUCAACACAAUCAAAAAUUAUAUGUUAAAAUACUCAACACAUGUUUAUAUAAAUACUAAACAGCAUAUAUGGUCAAAAUUUGCCCUUUACCUUUGUUAGAUCACAUUUAUGAAUUAAAGGGCAGAAACACAAAAUUCACACUCUUGACUCUCUCUCUCUCACACGCACACACACAUAGAAACACACAUACAGUAUAUAUCCUAUAAUAGCAGGCCCAGACAACAGGAGUACAGAGUGAAGGUACACAGGACCUAAAAUUUCCACUUUUUUAUUAGCCUCGGUUCCAGUGGACCUGAAUAUCCUGUAUGUAAUAUAAAUGUGUAUGGGGGUGUACAGUGAGUGGUCAUUGGAAAUUUGUUCUGAUAGCCUAUGUUCUUUAAAGAAAAUGAGCCAAGGCCAAUGAGUCCGAGUUUGAAAAAAUAAUUAAUCACGUCAUUUUUCUUUUGAUAAAACACUGGCAAAUGUCCAGACGUAUAAAAAGGACUUAAAAAGAAAAAUCAGCAUCAUUGAAAGCUUGAAUAGAAUAUCAAUCUAUUGACCUAAUAAGAAUUUCUUGGGUGCAUUGAUUCAAAAGUUAGAUCAAGUGAUUGCAAAAAUAAACUAGAAUCAUCUACAGGCAUUUAUUCUAUCUGAAAAAAUGUGUUGUGCAAAGAAAUGAUAAAACACAGUAUUACAUUUCAUUAGGGAACAAAUUUGUAAUUUGUGGUUAAAAUAUAAAGACAAAAAUUGGUAAGAUUUGAUGCUGAAAGCACCGAAUGCAAUUAUGAAUAAAAAGAUAAGUCACGCUUUUGGUUUUUGCCACCGAUCGCUGAUAACAUCAGUUCCUGGCAUGUCUUCUAGCGUAGAUUAUGCUAAAAUAAAAAGAGCUAUACAGAUAUAAACGAGCUCUGUAAAGCGUAUGAAAACAAUUACAGUUACUACUUUGUAUUGACUCAUGAUAAAGGGGCGUGUAAUUAUUGAAAUUUCUGCAAUAUCCAAAAUCGUGUACGCGCAUUCACCGGCAGCUCUGAACAUCACCAAAAGCGUGUGCGCGCAAAGAAGAAAUAGCCUAACAGGACAACGGAGACGCGGUGGCUUGGAAAGGAAAGACAAAUACCUAAACUGCUAAACGGAUUGCCCUCCUGAAUGAAAUUCAGAUGUUUUUGUCGACGGACACAUACAGGUUAUCAUUACAACAAUGUGCGACGCCUCUCGCUGAUGUUCCAGAUUUCGUUACAUCUGCUCUCGCUCGUCUGCGGAAGAUCCAUCAUUGAGAUCUUGACAGCAUUACAGCCGAUGAGAGGUGCACCGGAUAUACUAUUUAUACCCAGACACACUGAGCAGCAAUAAUGCGUUUUGUCGAUUUUGUCAUAGACAUUUGUUUUGCAAUGUAAUUUCAGUCGUCUCGCCUGCUUUCUAGAAAGGAGGUGGAAAGGAACAGAACGGGGUUUUUUUUACCGAAUGCAUUAUCAUAACAAACCUCCCAUCAAUUAUUUAAUUGAUUCAUGGUCAAUUCUGGUGUGACAGAAAGACUGGCAAAUCAAAUCAAGGACGGAUACCAAUUUACUGCUUCAAAUCAGAUCAAAUCUUUAUUUAUCUCCAGUCAGUGGACUCGCGGCAGAAGCGCAUUUCUGAGGGUACCGGUGGGGUAGAUAGGGGGAGAUAGAGACGCCGGAAAUAGCAGAAACAAAUCACAGGAGAGUAGACGGUUGGGAGCAAGCGAGAAAAAAAUGCUACCUUCGCAAGAAGCCUCAAAGAUUUACCAUGACAACUAUAUGCGUAACUCUCGAGCCAUCGGUGUCCUGUGGGCCAUCUUCACCAUCUGCUUCGCCACCAUCAACGUGGUAGUCUUCAUCCAGCCUUACUGGAUCGGGGACAGCGUGAGUACACCACACGCCGGUUACUUCGGGUUGUUCCAUUACUGCGUGGGCGACGGUAACUCGAACCGGGAGCUGAUUUGCCAGGGAACAUUUUCCGACUUCAGUUCCAUCCCGUCCGGCGCGUUUAAGGCGGCCUCUUUCUUCGUGCUGCUGUCCAUGGUGCUCAUUUUGAGCUGCAUCGGUUGUAUGGCGCUCUUCUUCUUCUGCAACACCGCCACCGUCUACAAAACCUGCGCUUGGAUGCAGCUGCUUUGCGCUGUGUGCCUGGUGCUGGGCUGUUUGAUUUUCCCAGAUGGCUGGGAUGCAGAGGUCAUCCGGGAUAUGUGCGGAGAGGAGACAGGAAAGUACACACUGGGAAACUGUUCAGUGCGCUGGGCUUACAUACUGGCCAUCAUCGGCAUCCUAGAUGCUCUCAUCCUGUCCUUUCUUGCUUUUGUCCUCGGAAACCGCCAGAACGACUUUAUGCACGAUGAAAUCAAGGCUGAAAAUAAAGAUUUGGCAGUAUCCAGGCAAGCUCUUCGUGUAGGGUCUUCUCUUCGAGUGGAUGGAAUUGAGAUCCGUGAUACGAAGGACCCUCGAUUCGGUGUCCAGCGGUUUCCGUGAGGAGACAGCAUCCUCCCUCCUUUAUCUUCUCCUCCAUCCCUCUCUCCUUGUCCUCAGGCCUGUGUCUCUAAACUCAGUCAGGAUGCUGCUAGUUCAGCUCUUUAUAAUAUAGAAAAAGACUGGAAUACACAUCAAGAAGAGAACAUAUUCAACAUACACCUAUUUAAAAACCAUGAGAAUUUAAAACCAAUAAAAAGAAGAAAAGAUCAGCUUUACAUAAACCAACAACUCUGGGAAAGUAACAAGUUACACAUAUUACUACUGUUAUUUAAUAAUGCUUUGAUGACAAUUAUGAUGAUAGUCAUGAUUAUGCUUGCAACAGCGAUAUUAUGUUCAGACUUUCAUAUUUUAUCUAAAAUGGGGAACAUAUUUCUAGCUUUAAGAAAAUAUAAUGAAUCAAUGCAUAUGUACAAGAGAUUGGGUGCUACUCUGGACACGCAGAUGAAAAGGAAAAACAUCAAACCAAAAAUUUAAAUAAAACAAAAAAAAGGAAAAAAAAAAAGAAACAUUUUGUACAGCACAAGAUGUAAUUUUGAAGACCAUCUUUUUCUGACAAAUUUUGAAUUCCCCUCUUUGUACAUGUGGUCAGCAAUCAGAGUUAAUUGAUGAAUUAAAUAGUUAAUUUGUAAAUUCUAUAUUUAUAUGGAUACAGGGUACAGCCAUUAAGCAUUUAUUCACCCACAUCAUAUUCCUUCUACAAACGAGUGGAUUUAACAGAUUUAUUAUUUUAUCUCUCAGUUCACCUGAAGGUACCAAUAAUCAUUCUAUGACUGUGCAGCAGAAAAGACUAAACAACAGUUAAAUGGCCUACACCACUAUCCCACAGACAUCUAAUUUGGCAUGCAAAUCUCUUCUUACGUUUCUUUUUUUACAGACACGUCCUCUCUUGAUAUUUCCUUUUUCAUUGAACCUUUUAGAGAGCGUGAGAUAGAUUCUUCGGGCUCUGUUACAUUAAUUUCAUAAUUGGUCAUUUUCUGCAGCUUUUUGUGGUCAUUAGACCAAGGUGAAAUUUUCUUUUGUUGUUUUCAUUGAUCAUUUGUCUCGAGGAAAAGCCCUGCAUGCUGCAUUUUACUCAGGCCCAACAUGUUCUUAUCUGCCAUCUCCCACAUUAGAGCACAGCGGUACAGCACAAAGUUAACCGUAACACAUCUAGGUCAUUACUGAGACUUGGUACACAGUCAUGAAAAUGACUAACUCUAUGUUUCCAAGGCAAGAUGUGUAGCACAAUUAUUCACACAAUUUCUCAGCAUAAACUCACCAUACAUUCAAUGGACUGAUGGGACUUCAUAUGCAAAAUACAACAACUGAUUCUCGGAAUGAUAUCAACAGUCCCAACUACAAAUAAGACAAAUAUUUUGUUAUAAAUAUCUGCACCAUGGUGCACCAUUCAAACGAAAUCUGAAUUUGUGCAAAAUCAGUAUUGGUCGAAGGUUUUACUUUGUUUCAGUUGUGUUUUUACCAACAUCUCCCUCCACUUUGUGUUAAACAAUCUUGUAAUGACAUGAUUUCUGCUAAGUGGCAAGAACUAACACAGACCUGCAACGUGUACUGGACAACAGCAGUUAGGAUCAUCUCAAGAGGAAAGUCCUGUUGGGGGUAGGUCUGGCCCCUAGUCUGCGGCCCCUUGAGUGGCGGAUUUUGGAGAUGCCAUGAGAAGGACUCAGAGCUGAAAAUAAAAUUUGAUGUACUACAUGGUGCUUAAAACCUCCUCACCCUUAGAUAAAGACUGCUUUGCUGCUCCCCAUCUACCUCAGCCUUGAACCCCUCCUACUCUAUUUUCUUGAUAUGCUCCACUGGGAGACAAGCUAGAGAUGAAUGCUGAGAUCAGACAGAGAGUGGGGGUAUGAGGAGCAGGAAGAAAAGACUGCAUUGGACUUUGAGACUAAUGGGUUUCUAUUUCAUAAUCUUAAAAUGCAGCUUCUCCAUAAACUCCCUGCAUCCCAUCAUUUAACUACACUACCGUUAAAAGUUUAGGACAUGCUAAGACAUUUUUUUGUUUGUUUGUUUAAAGAACUUAAGACUUUCAUUUACCUAGGAUGCAUCAAAUUAAUCAGAAAUGACUGUAAAGACAUUUACAACGUUACAAAUGCUAUUCAAACUCAGUUCAUCAAAGAGUCUUACAUGUGCAGCAUUCAGUACUCAGGCAGCUUAUUAAGACAUUCUCCUGCUUUCUGCAGCACUUCCCACAAGAGUAUUGGCUUGUUUUGGCACUUCCCAUGAACCUCGGCUCAAAUAUAAAUAAUCACAAUAAUAAUUUACAAUCCAUUCUUUAUGCCCAUUUAAGCACUUUAUUCUGCCAGAGUCAUUUUUGAAACUCUGCAUAAAGGCCGACAGCACCUUUUCUUCACUGUGGAAGCUGGACUUUAAUGUGUACAGUUCAUUAAAGCUUCUAUCUGAGCAGCAGUGAGGUGUCUGUUCCACAAACUAGAGACGACUUGUGCAUCUGGGCUGUUCACUUCUCUCCGUGUGGUAGUUGCAUCCAGUUUACUUUCUUGAAAA
Onychostoma macrolepis is the source of this 5126-nucleotide messenger RNA. It is a transcript of the gene lhfpl4a, whose product is annotated as LHFPL tetraspan subfamily member 4a. Lineage: Eukaryota; Metazoa; Chordata; Actinopteri; Cypriniformes; Cyprinidae. Gene Ontology annotation, cellular component: inhibitory synapse; postsynaptic membrane; plasma membrane. The record is from RefSeq and is a predicted model, not a curated record. Gene Ontology annotation, biological process: sensory perception of sound; gamma-aminobutyric acid receptor clustering. Bases 1875 to 2627 code for a protein of 250 amino acids. Gene Ontology annotation, molecular function: GABA receptor binding. The transcript is spliced from 5 exons.